AUGCUGCCGGCGGGUCGGCUACGGCUCAGUCGCUUUGCUGUGGGAGACACCGUGGAGUACUGGUCAGCGACCUCCAAGUCCUGGGUCCAAGCCAAGGUGAAUCGGACAGCUGCCGCCCAUCAUUCUGCAGGGCUAGGGGUUGGAGAGAUGGGAUAUCUACACACGAGCUUACACUAUACAUGUAAAUUAACACAUGUUCUCCGCAUUUUUUUAGGGAAAAUUUGCCAAGCAAGUCUGAGACCAUCCCCUUUCAGAUCAUGUACUGUAUGGAUAUGCCAUGAUAUGUCCACAACUUGGGUACUGUAG
Cladocopium goreaui is the source of this 306-nucleotide messenger RNA. The record is from the annotation of a GenBank genome assembly. Lineage: Eukaryota; Dinophyceae; Suessiales; Symbiodiniaceae.